Molecule: messenger RNA, 1296 nt
Organism: Recurvomyces mirabilis
Lineage: Eukaryota; Fungi; Ascomycota; Dothideomycetes; Mycosphaerellales; Teratosphaeriaceae
Gene: BNA2
Product: tryptophan 2,3- dioxygenase
Exons: 2
Coding region: 1-1296 (431 amino acids)
Biological process (GO): 'de novo' NAD+ biosynthetic process from L-tryptophan
Cellular component (GO): cytoplasm
Molecular function (GO): indoleamine 2,3-dioxygenase activity; heme binding; metal ion binding
Source: RefSeq, a predicted model, not a curated record
AUGCCUUUCGAUAUCCCGAAGCCCGAAGAUUACGAUGUCUCACUGAAACAUGGGUUCCUCCCUCAGAGAACGCCGCACGCCUCCUCGCUCGACUCGCGCUACGCACCGUGGGUCGAUAUCGUCAACAGUCUCCCUCAAUUGCUCGCAUAUGGGCGUCUGCGAUCGCUGGUCGACCGCUUGCCCGUCUUGGAGUGCGACCGCUUGACCACGACUCCACAACUGAGAUGCGCCUAUUCUAUCCUCGCUUUCAUCAGUCAUGCAUACAUAUGGGGAGGAGAGAGUCCCGCCGAGUCCCAUAAGAUCGUGCCCCCUCCGAUAUCAAUCCCGUUUCUGGCUGUAUGCAAGGCUCUGGAGAUGCUACCCGUUGCGACUUACGCUGCUGUAGUCCUGUGGAACUUUGACACAAUACUCUCUACGGAUCGUCGCACUAGCUUGUGCGGCCUGAAGACUUUGACCACUUUCACCGGCGCCAUCGACGAGAGCUGGUUCUACUUGGUGUCCGUUGCUAUUGAGGCGCAAGGCGGCCCUUUGAUAUCCACGAUCCUGGAGGCCACUAGAUGUGCACACGAGCAAAAAACCGCCUUUGUCAUUAUCCACCUACGCCAACUUGCGUCCGGGUUGACUGAGCUGGGCGGAACAUUGAAGCGUCUGCAUGAGAGAUGCGAUCCUGCCUUCUUCUAUGACAAGCUGCGGCCUUACCUGGCCGGAGGCAAGAACAUGGCCACUUCAGGCUUGCCGCAUGGAGUCAUGUUCGAUGACGGGACCGAGGAUGCAGAAUAUGUCCAGCUUGCCGGCGGAUCGAAUGCACAGUCGAGUCUAUUCCAGCUGUUUGACAUUGCCCUUGGCAUCGCGCAUCGAGCAACGAGCGGUACUGUCGAGGAGACGAGCGCAGCGAAUCCACUCAAUACCAAAUCAGAGGGCACCCUAGCAGAUCGACUGCGCGCCAAACAAGCAGAGCCAGACUACAUCACUGACAUGCGUCAGUAUAUGCCCGAAGGCCACCGUCGCUUCCUGCGCGACUUCUCCCGGGUAGCGAUCGUACGCGAAUUCGUCGCUUCAAAGCCGCAUCAUCACACCCUCAUGACAGCAUACAACGCGGCUGUGGCGGCUCUCGUUGCCUUUCGCGAUGUGCAUCUGCAGAUAGUUGGUCGGUACAUCGUCCUUCGUAGCCAACGGCAGAAAGCAGCACCGCAACACGCAGAAGGUGUAGCAAAGGAUCUGAACGGCACAGGCGGUACAACAUUGAUGCCUUUCUUGCGCCAAGUGCGCGACGAAACGGCGCUCUGUGCCGCUUAG